GAAGCUCAACAGAGGGCUCGACAGGAGGCUGAGCGACAGGCCCAGAAAGAGCAGCAGGCAAAGGAAGCAAAGGCACGUGCAGAGCAACUUGCCAGGAAGCAAGAGGAAGCAAAGAAAGCAAAGGCCCGUGCAGAGCAACUUGCCCAAGAACAACAGGAAGAAAAGGCCCGUGCAGAGCAACUGGCCGAGCAAGAGCGCGAACGGCAACACGCCAGGGAUCAGAAGGCAGCAGCAGCAAUCGCCCGUGCAGAGCAACUCGCAAAGCAACAGCAGGAAGCAGAGGAAGCCAAGGCCCGUGCAGAGCAACUUGCGAAGCAACAGGAAGCAGAGGAAGCAAAGGCCCGUGCAGAGCAACUCGCAAAGCAACAGCAGGAAGCAGAGGAAGCGAAGGCCCGUGCAGAGCAACUCGCGAAGCAGCAACAGGAAGCAGAGGAAGCAAAGGCCCGUGCAGAGCAACUCGCGAGGAAACAACAGGAAGCAGAAGCAAAGGCCCGUGCAGAGCAACUCGCGAGGAAACAACAGGAAGCAGAAGCAAAGGCCCGUGUGGAGCAACUGGCAAAGGAACAGCAGGAAGCAGAGGAAGCAAAGGCCCGUGCAGAGCAACUUGCCAGGGAACAGCAGGAAGCAGAGGAAGCAAAGGCCCGUGCAGAGCAACUUGCCAGGGAACAGCUGCAAGCAGAGGAAGCAAAGGCCCGUGCAGAGCAACUCGCGAAGGAACAGCUGCAAGCAGAGGAAGCAAAGGCCCGUGCAGAGCAACUUGCCCGUGAACAGCAGGAUGCACUGAGACGUCAAGAGCAACUCCAACUUCUGCGAGCAAAGAAGGCAGCACUGGCGGAAGCACAAGCACAGCUACAAGCACUAGAAACUCAGUGCUGGGAGGAGGACAGGAAAGCUGCUGCCGAAAUUCUUGGCCAGGUUACCCCAUCAAUGCCAGGAGCCGGGUGCAAGCCUGAACUGCCAGCAAGUCCAGCUCCGUUACAGAGGACCACGACCCCGACCGAGGCGGAGUCCCCCCUAUCCUCCUGGAGUCAAGAUGCUCAGCCACGCGAGCUUUUCCCAGCAUCCCCCACUCCGCCCGAAAGCACUUUGCCUUCCCUGCCCAAAGGGACUUUGCCUUCCCCGCCCAAAGGAACUUUGCCUUCCCCGCCCACAGUGGUGUCUGCAGUCAAGUCGGCACCAAGUGUGCCCAAACACAUGCCUGCUGCAAUCGCAGCCUCGCAAUCCAUGCCCCCUCCACCAACCGAUGCGGCGAUCAACCGGAGAUUGAGUCGGGCCAUGGAGCCCAAUGCCCGUGGGGAAUUCAAGAUAGCAGAAAGAAUCAGGAAGCAGUGGCACGAUGGUGGUGACUCCAAGAAUGGAGUCAUCCGUCUUUUUGCCAAGUGCGGCUACAACACGGACGGGGAUGACAUCGAUGCCUGUGUGGCAGCGGCGCAGAAAGACCCAGAUCACCUCAUCGUGGCAUCGGCGAAAGCUAGCAUCACAGACGAGUUUAGCUUGGAGACCGAUACGGAUACGAUGGACUUGAAUAUGGACUUGGGGAGCAGUGUGCUUCAGCAUCCGUCCAGUGAGCGACCGGCUUCGCUCGACGACGCGGCCGACGGCAUUUUGCAUCGCCCACCCGCGAACGAGGAGACAGCUCGACUCUUGAAACGCCUGGGAUACCCCGAGAUUGCAGAAGCGACGAGGAUGAUGACCAAAGUGGUGAGGAUGUACCGGAACAUGGAUGACUGUUGCGAUGCUCUCACGAAAUUCCACACAGAUGGUAUCGCGGAGGGCUUCGAUGAUGAGACUGUCUUGCCAAAGAAGGACGUGCCUACGGAAAAGGCUCCAGCAUGCAUCAUCGGCGAAGUGGCCGAUGCAGUGGUGAGUGAUGGCAGCGCAGUCUUAGACCCCAAUUACCCCAAGAGCCACCAGAGACACAACAACAAAGGACAUAGUUUCUUGAGUCGCUUCUUGAUCUGUGCCGUUCCCUCCAAGACCUACAAGAAGAACUCGAAUGUACUUCCAAGUCUGCUGAAGCAAGUUUCUCAAGAGCUGAAGGUACUUUUUGAGUCGGGUCUUACGCAUAGCAAGACUGGCAUCAGGUACCGGUUCGUACUGAUAGGGGCCAAGGGAGACGCCGAGUGGUACUUUGAAGCAGGCAACUUUAACCGGAGUUAUCAUCGAACCGGCCCGGUCAAUGCCCUCAAGAUCUGCCCUUUAUGUGAUGCGGGUGCCGAAGGCAUUCCGUACUCCGAUGUGAGUAGUGCACCCGAGUGGCUCCGUACAGUGGGCUCAUCGGAGCCAUGGCUUGAGACGCCUCCCCUGAACGAGGCGCCCUUUUCAAGGGACUUCCGGGCAAACCUCUACAAAUUUGAUCCAUUUCAUGUUUUGAAAUUCGGCAUCUUUCGUGAUGCUGUGGCCAGCACCAUAAUCAGACUUGCUUUCAUGGGCUUCUUCGACUUUACAGCAGGGGAGUCCCGUGGUGUCCCUGAACGACUGCUUCGGGCAUUUUCGCUCUACAAGCUGUGGUGCCUGGCAGAGAAGAAGAAUCCUUCACUUAAGACCUUCAGUCGGGCAAACAUGAACUUUGACAAGAACUACUUCUUUGCUUGGAUCAAUUGCAAGGGCAGCGAAGUCGUGCUGCUGAUGCAGUGGCUGGCUUUUCUACUUCCUAGCUUGGAACCGCGGCAGGAAAGCGAGGUCGUAGUUCUCAAAGCGAUGUCUCAGAUGAUUGAGGGAGGCUUAUGCUACAUAGGCGUUAUGCACUCGCAUGGCCUGUGGCUUCCUCGAUGUUGUGCCCGGGUCCAGCUGGAGGGAGGGUUUUCUUUCGUGCGAGGAUAUGCAUGGAUGGCACAGUACUGUACCAAUGCAGCGCUGCCUGGCUACCGUUUGCGCCCCAAAUUGCACUAUAUGAUGCAUAUUCUCAUGGAUGCACAGUCCCAGUACUCCCAAGGAGCAGAAUUCAUCCUUAGUUCUUCAAUUCACCUUUGUGAGAUGGAUGAGGACUACAUAGAAGCCCAGACCUUCAUGGCAGAAAAGGAGAGGCCUGUACUGUGGUGA
This is a messenger RNA of Symbiodinium necroappetens, 3042 nucleotides long. The record is from the annotation of a GenBank genome assembly. NCBI's taxonomy places the organism in Eukaryota, Dinophyceae, Suessiales, Symbiodiniaceae.